Molecule: messenger RNA, 2400 nt
Organism: Symbiodinium natans
Lineage: Eukaryota; Dinophyceae; Suessiales; Symbiodiniaceae
Source: the annotation of a GenBank genome assembly
AUGGCUGACACAAAGGGGUACCAGCCUGUUAGUGACAAGACAGAGGGCAAGGGCUGCAACCCGGUCAUUGGCAUCGUCAUUGGCCUGGUGGUGGCGUGUGGAGCUUUCGGCGGCGGCUACUUCUUGGGUAGUUCGGGCAAGUCCACCGAGGUCGUUCACGAUGGUACCUCGCACUUGGUCAUUCCACCCGAGCCGGCCGCAGAUCAACGCAAGCAGGCGCUUAGCCACAUGUCCAAGGAGGCUGUGGAAGCAAUGGAUUUUCGAGGAAAGGCUUUGAAAGCAGAGAUGAAGCAUCUGAGGAAGGUGCACACCGACAAUCAGGUCUCUGUCAACCCGCAUGAAGGCAAGCGCUCGGUCGGAGCAAUCAAGGCCUUGCUGAAGGAGAACAACUACGACGCCAAGGCCGUGUGUGAUGCCGUGGGCCUUGCUGGCAGCUGCGAGGACGAGCUGGCCAAGGAGUUCAAGAAGAAGGACAUCGACCAUGCGGCCGUUGCGAAGAUGAUCCUGCGCGGCUACUUCACACCCACAAGGUCCUUGGAGGAUGCAUCUGCCGAGACUGCCGAGACCUUGCGGCGUCGACUCACGGAGCUUCCACAGGCGGAGCCCCAUCACAUUUGCAUCACCGGUGGCCGUGCCGAACACGUGGCUAAGAACUGGUUGUCCUCGACAAUGCAGGAGUACCUCAUGCCCAGCGCGAUCGCCCCCGAGGGCCGAUGCCCGGUGUGGGAAGAGAAGAUCGGCCACAGCUUGCUGACGGUGAGCUCCGACAUGCCGGAUCGCUGCGCCGCGCGCUUCAAGGUGCACCUGGCCAGCUGCGACGUCCUGGUCCACGCGCAUCAUGAGGAGGACUGCCAUGACCUCUACAAGCUACGCCUGAUCGCAGAUCAAUCGCAUGCAUCUUUCAUCGUCCUGCACUCGGGGAAGAUGUUGGACUGCUACGCGCGCAGGCACGCGAUGGCCAAGAAUGCAGGGCUCAUGCCGCUGAGUGAUGAAGAGAUGCAGCCGCAUCACACCAUUGGCUUGCAGGAGCCCGAGGCUCAGCUCAGCUUCCGCCGCGCGCUGGUGAGGAGCCUGCGGCGCCAAGCCCUGGAGGCCCGCCUGCGCUAUCGGCACUCCCAGGACGACGGCACCAUCUCGGGGCUCCGGAGUCGACUGGUGGGUGCCAAUGGCGCCAAGGGGGACCUGAUGAUCGAGCUCCUGAAGCACACGCAGGGCUUCGCUGCUGACCCCACGGCGCUGAAGCUGCUCGGCAGGCGCCUUGGAGGAUACGGCUACGGUGAUGAGGUCCAGGCUCUCGUGCUUGACAACGGCAGCGGCAUGAUGAAGGCCGGUUUUGCUGGGGACGACGCUCCCCGCGCCGUCUUCCCCAGCAUCGUUGGGAGGCCCAAACAUCAAGGGGUCAUGGUCGGCAUGGGCCAAAAGGAUGCCUAUAUCGGAGAUGAGGCGCAGGCCAAGCGCGGCAUUCUGACAAUCAGAUACCCCAUUGAGCACGGCAUCGUCACCAAUUGGGAAGACCUGGAGAAAGUCUGGCACCACACCUUCUACAACGAGCUGCGUGUCUCUCCGGAAGAGCACCCUGUACUACUCACCGAGGCUCCUCUGAACCCCAAGGCCAAUCGUGAAAGGAUGACCCAGAUCAUGUUCGAGACCUUCAACACCCCUGCGAUGUAUGUGUCAAUCCAGGGUGUGCUGGCCCUCUAUUCCUCCGGCCGCACUACCGGCGUUGUGCUGAGCAGCGGUGAUGGUGUCUCCCACUCGGUGCCCAUCUACGAGGGAUAUGCGCUGCCCCAUGCCAUCCAGCGGUUGGACAUGGCCGGUCGCGAUCUCACGGACCGCAUGGUGAGAAUCCUCUCCGAGCGCGGCUACUCCUUCACGACCACCGCAGAAAGAGAGAUUGUGCGAGACAUAAAGGAGAAGCUGGGCUACGUUGCCAAAGACUACAACCAGGAGCUGAAGGAUGCCGAAACAUCGUCCUCGAUAGAGAAGAACUACGAGCUGCCUGACGGUCAAGUGAUCACCGUUGGGGCUGAGCGCUUCCGUUGCCCGGAAGCGAUGUUCGACCCGUCCUUCAUUGGCCUUGAACAGGCAGGGGUCCAUGACCUUGUGUUCCAGUCCAUCAUGAAAUGCGACGUCGACAUUCGCAGGGAUCUCUAUGGCAACGUGGUUUUGGAGGGCGGCAACACCAUGUUCGACGGCAUUGGAGAGCGCCUGACAAAAGAGCUCACAACCCUGGCUCCGGCAAGUAUUACGGUCAAGGUGGUUGCUCCGCCUGAGCGGAAGUACGGUGUGUGGAUUGGCGGUUCGAUCUUGGCGUCCCUCAGCACUUUCCAGCAGAUGUGGAUUGCCAAGGAGGAAUAUGAUGAAUCUGGGCCGAGCAUCGUGCAUCGCAAGUGCUUCUGA